This is a messenger RNA of Ambispora leptoticha, 474 nucleotides long. The record is from the annotation of a GenBank genome assembly. NCBI's taxonomy places the organism in Eukaryota, Fungi, Glomeromycota, Glomeromycetes, Archaeosporales, Ambisporaceae.
AUGGCAAUGCGGGCAAUGUCAGAAAUAAUUGAAGCACCUGACUAUAAACUUGUGCAUCCUCCACAACAACAACCACCUGCUAAUCAUAGUCUAAAGAACCUACAAAUCCAAGUUUUGGGUGUCCCACAAACGGGUGCGAAAUCUCGCGUGGAAACACAGAUAAAACUAUGUCUACAACUUGUUACUGACAAAGGUGAAAAAGUGCCACUUUGGUCGCAUUUGCGGCUUCCAGAGUACAUGGUGGCUAAGGAGAAACUUAAAACGAAAAAUGCGAGAAAUAACCAAGGUCAAUCAAUGAAUAUCGUAGAGAAGAGUGUGCUUAAUCUUGAAGCCAAUGUGAUUUGUGCUAGUGACGCUAAAAAAGUUCUCACUUGUCUUGGUGAGAUUGUAGAUUUUAGCAGUGGCGAUACAAUUUUGCCAACACGAAUCACCUGUUAUUGUCGUCAUCACAAUGAAAAAGUUGGAUUCUGGUAA